Molecule: messenger RNA, 5763 nt
Organism: Vitrella brassicaformis
Lineage: Eukaryota; Vitrellaceae
Source: the annotation of a GenBank genome assembly
AUUCUCCGCCCAUGUCGCUCAAGGACAAGGACAAAGCCUCGCCCAGGCAGAAAUACGAAGACCGUCUGCGGCAGGUCCGUCACCGCGCCCCGAGCCGACCACACAGAGAAAGGCGCUGCUCUGGAUGCGACGAACGCAUGGAUGGAUGGAAUGGAUGGCUGGGCUGUUGUGUUUGUGUCGGUUCACAGGUCGGUGCGGACAUCGAUGCCGCCAUGGCGGCCCGCGAGGAACACCACGAGCGGCACAUCAGCGAGAUCCAAUACGCCAAGGAGCUGGAGAUCACGGCCAUCCGGCAGCAGUGCAGCGAGGAGCUCCAGCACGCCCGGCAGACCUUCGAGGCCCACCUCUCAACCCUGCAGCAGGAGAGGGACCAGUCCACCCAACACAAGGAGCGGCUGGCGGCCGAGCUCACGGAGCAGAGCGACCUGGUGCAGUCCCUCUCACGCCAGCUGGAAAGCCUUAAGCAUGAGAAGGCCGGGGCGGAGAAGCGCUGCCGUGAGACCGAGCGGCAGCAGGACCAGCUCGAGGUAGUCAACCAGCGGCUGCAGCAGCAGCUGGACCUCGUGACGCAGUCGUCGGACUCUUUGUGUCGUGGGUCGGCCCUCAACCCCACGACCAUCGCAGUGUAUGAGGAGGCCCUCAGCGGCCUGCAGCAGCAGCUCAGGCGCGCCGGCAAGGCCGCCGACUCCACCGAGAUGAUACACGAGGUCAUGCAGCGACUCGGCAGCAACCACCCCACCAGCAACAGUGACAGCGAUGUCAAGAUGGACGACGCAAACGAGACCAAGGAGCGGUCCGAUGCCGCCAUCCAGACUUCUGCCGACGCGUCUGACGACUCCCACCCCCCCUCCCCCUCCCCUUCCCCCAGCCAGGAGCAGCUGAACCGUUGCCUCCACGCCGUCCAAUCGUAUGACCCCGAGACCCUCCAGACCCUCCUGUCUGCCGCCCCCUCCUCCGUCGCCACCCACCCCGCCCUCCUCUCAGCCGUCUUCUCCCUCCCACCGCCCGAGGCCGAGCCCCUCUCACUCAUUCUUUUGUCGUUCUACGACAUGAAGCGUCUGGGGGACGUGCUGCUCAAGGCGGCCGGGGAGGGGCAGGACCGGGUGGUCCAGUGGACCAUCCGGGCCUGCCUGCGCAAGUUCCUGGCGUCGGUGGAUGGGCGGGGGAGGAGCGCACUGGCGCUGGCGUGUGAUGGUGGGAACGGGAAGCUGGCGGAGAUGCUGGUGCGGUAUGACGCGCCGGUGGACACGAGGGAUGAGAAGAUGCAGACGCCUCUACACGCCGUCAGUCGCAGGUACGUCGAGGGAGGGACGCCAGGAGGGAUGGAUGGGUCUAUCUGGUGUCUUCUGCGUCGUGUCUCAUGUGGGUAUGUAUGUCAUGUGGGCGAUGUGCGCAGGGGUGAUUUCAAGUUGGUUGAGUUUCUGUUGAUGUCUGGUGCCGACCCCGCCCUGGUGGACUCGUCGGGCCACACCGCCCGUGCGCUGGCCGCAGACGGCGGAUACUCGCAGGUCAUCGAGCACCUCGACAGCCAACACGUCAUCAGCAUAUCCCUACGGGUAGUUACAUACCAGCACGAGAGAAGAGAGAAUAGGAUAUACACACACAGCCAGCCUUCCAUGAGCACCUUUCUGCACUGUUUGUGUGUUGAAUGAAUGAACGUGUGGCGGUGGCGUGGGGUGUGCCAUGUCAUGUGUGCAGGGCAAUGACCACUACAAGCGCGGCGAGUAUCGCGCGGCGUUGGAACGGUAUAGCGAGGCCAUCGGCAUCUGCAAGCGGAUGCCCCCACACUCACACGCAGACAACCUCACCAAACUACACUACAACAAGGUAAGUAACUAAGGACGCACUAACACCCACACACGCGUACGCACACCGAAAGCCGCGAGGUCCAUGUCAUGUUGAUUGCAUUGCCCCCCUUUGGUUGGUAGGCCCGUGCGUUGUAUCGGCUGGGCGAGUGGACGGCGGCGUUGCGUGAGUGCUCAGAGUGCCUCCGGCUGGACGACCGAUACGAAAACGCGUACUCGCAACGGGCUCAGGUACACAGACCGAGGGACACGGAUGGACACGAGACAGACGACGGUUGUGUGUAUGUGUGGAUGGAAUGUGCGGGGGGUCGUUGUGUGUGUGUUUGUUUGUCAGUGUCACAUGGCAUUGUUGAAGUUCCAGGAGGCGGCCAACGACUACCAGAAACUCAUGGAGCUUGUACCGGGCGAACUCGAGUGGGUCGCAAGGUCAGUAGGCCGCUGGGCAUCUUCCCUCCCUCCCUCCCUCCCUCCCUCAGCACGUGUCUGUGCGUUGUGUCCAUGGAUCCUUCCACCUAUCAGGCACCAGGAUGCCCUCCGCAUGGCCCAGAUGGACCACUACGCCAUGUUAGAGCUGCCGUCGCACACGGCUACCGGUGACGAUAUCAAGAAGGUGCGGAGAAAGAAGACGCCAACCCAUCAGCAGCAGCAACGGUGGGCUGACUGACGUCGAUUGCUUUGUUUGUUCGUUCAGGCCUACCGUCGUUUGGCGAUGCGGUGGCAUCCGGACAAGAACCGCCAUCGGUCGGCCGACGAGCAGCUCCGGGCCAACGCACACUUCACACGGUCCGCCACUAUUCGAGAAAUGCAGCCAGCACACACGUACCCUCGACAUGCAUGCAUACAUCUGCUCUCCUCACUCAUCGAUCAGGGUGCAAGAGGCCUACAAUGUGCUAUCGGACGAGGCCCAGCGGUCAUCCUACGACCUCACCCUCUCCCUGCAGAAGGCCAGCCGCUUCUCACCUCACUCCCACACCCACACCCACACCAGCCACAGCCACAGCCAUUCCUCCUACGCCCACCGGCCCCCCUCAUUCCACCCCACUCACCACCCGGCAUACUUCAACAACAACAGCCAACGAUACAGAGACAGAGACCGCGCCUCCCAGUCCCCCCGCCGAGGACACCCAUUCGACCCGGCGGCCGCCAACGCAGGCUGGUACUCGAGUGCAUUUGGUGGGCCCACCAGCUCAUGGAUGGGGGGCUACCCCCACCCUACCACCGGCACACGGUCUGGCGGACCAUCGCACGGCUUCAAGGUCUUCACGCCCUUCCCGCGGUCCGGCAACACGCCCCCACCUACUCGGGCCGGGGGGACGAGCUACGCCGACAUGGAGUGGACGGGGCAAGAGGAUGAGGUGCCACAGGCCUCACAUGCUCACCCACAUGCACAUGCAGCGACGGCACAAGCCAAUCCCUGGACGGACAGCCAGCAACAGCAGCAGCAGCAGCAGCCGUCCAAGCAUGAUGAAUACGGCCACGGGGCGGCAGACAACGCCAACCCCUCACGCAAACGGGAGGCUGCAGCUGCUGUGGUGGGUGUGGCGAGUGGGUCGAGUGGUGCGAGCAGCGAGACCCACAGCCAGCACUCUUCCUCUCAGCAGCAGAACGCCAAGAAAUUCCCCAUCCCCCCGCCCCAGCCCCCUCCCGGCAGCCCCAUGGAAGUGGACGGCGGUCCCACCGACAUCCCAUCGGAGGGCCAUGCGGAGCAGCACCAUGACCGAGACGCAGUCGAGAAGCGCACACCCAGCAAGGGCCGCAUGCCCGGCGAGGACGCCACGCCCAAGCGUCAAACAACGGGGCCCCGCAUGUCCUUCGUCUCAUCCCAGGGAGCUGCCAAGGGUGGCCGCAACAACAACCCCCUCCCUUCGCCAGAGAGCGGGCACAAGUCCCGCCGUCGGUACAGUGCCGUUUGGCCCAAGGACCCCUUCCCCUCCUUCUCACCCAAGCCACAGCUGGUCAAGAAUCCACAUACGGCAUCCGAGAGGGCGAUCGGCAUCGACCACAUCCAGCAGGCCAACCAAUCGCGGCCCAGCACAGCCACCAACGGGACGUCAGCACGCGAGCCACCCCUCACUGCCCGCUACCCCAACGAAGGCGGCCGCAAGACGGCUGCAGGGGCCGUCAACCCCCGCCCGGUGCCGACAAAGAGCCAGAACUACUUCGCUGCCGCCCCAGUCGGGGCGUCGGCAGAAGACGAGGGACCGCAGCUGACGUCAGAGCGGCUGACUGGGCGGAAGGGGGCAGCAAACCCCGGAAGCGGCAUGGGAUUACCCGCACAGCAGGGCGCCUCCCGUCCCGCUGCAGGAGUUUCCAACCGAUCUAGCUACGGCAGCAAGGAUAUCCACAUCAGCAGCGACAGCUCGCCAGGCCGCGUCCGUGCCGAGGAUGUGUAUCGCACCAACGGGGGAGGGCUGGCGUCAUCAGUGGGAUCGGUGAGGUCGAUGGAGCAGCUGAUGGCUAGGAUGAGGGGUGGCGCCAAGAUGGACCCACGGAUCGUCACUGUGGAGUUGGGCGGGACUGGUGGGGGCGGGCACAAGGGAGGCGGUGGCCGAAAGGCAAACUCGGCCAGUGCUGCUGGGGGCAACGGACAGAUCAAGGUCCGCGGAGGAGGCAAUCCGACAGAGACGCCGCAGCGGGUGCGGUACAGUACACGACGCACACACACAAUCCUUGUCAGCUGACACGGAAAGAACGACAUGUAAGCCACCCACCCAUGUCUCUCUCGUUGCUGUCUCUCAGGGCGUGCGAAAGCUCCGCAAGAGCGAUGCUGAGCAGGCCAUUGGUUUCGGCGCCAGCCCCGCGAGUGAGCAGGACAUGGACAGCCCAGUAGAGAUGAAUACAGACAACGACCCCCCGCUACCGCCCACAUCAUUCCCCACAUCCUACCCGCCGCCCCUGGACCCAUCACAGCAGCCGCACAACACCACCGACUCACCCGCGCCCUCACCCAUGAUGCGCCACGCACACGGCUUCGACACCGUCAGCCCGGUCCGCAAGGCCACGGCCGCCGAGCAUGACGGCAAUCUCGACUUCCUCUCGCGAUUCGUGCCGUAUGUCGAUUCGGCUGCGGCCCGCGAGGCCUUCCAGGAGGGCAUACCGUCGAGCGAGGCGCAUGCAGAGGACCCAUUCAUGAUGAGUGGGGGCAAUGACAAUGCAGCGGCGGCAGCAGCGGCAGCAGCAGCACGAGGGCAGGAGUCCCUGUUUGGCGAGCCGGAAGGCCAUAGCUGGGAAGGGCUGGGGCAGAAGGCCGCUGCGGCAGCCAGCGGACGAGCACCACACGCCAACCACCCAGCAGCCCGCCGACGCCACUCCGUGGGGCACGAGUCCACCCCUGCCAACAGCAAUCCUCAUCCCUUUGAGCAGCUGCGUGCCGAGGUGCCACCGGCCCCCAUGUUUGACGAGCCGUCGCACCAGCGCCCCUUCUCCCGUGAUGGAGACGACUACUCGACGGGCGAGCAUGAGAACGGGCACUACUCCGAGCCCGAGCUCUCCCCCCAGCCGCCGCCGAGAUACCCCAUGGAUGAGGAGGUGCAGGUAGACGGAUUCGAGGACGAGAUGGACAUGGGCCAAGAGCCAGAGGUAGACCACGCGUCGCAUCAUCCGUUGCAUGCGUCAUGGGGAGGAGGCUUCGCCGGUGGUGGGGCGGGGUCUGAGUCGGUGGGGUAUGGCGGUGGUGCGCCUGUUGGCAAGGGCAAAAGGGGAGGGUCGCCAAACUGAUCACAGACAGACAGAGGAGAGAGAGGGUGUGACAGACUGUAGCGAGCGCCUUGACUGAGGGGAGAGAGAGAGACUGUGUAGCAUCGCUGAUUGUUGGUGACUGACUGACUGGUGGCGAUGGGAUGGAUGGCCGUGUGGUAGUGAGUGGAGGGAGGUGGAUCGAAUCAAUCGAUAGAAUGCAUUCAUUGAAUUGACGCUCGCUGACUGACUGAUGUCGGUCGGUCGGUCGGUUCGUUUAAGA